UAGAUUUCCCCAAGGCUAUAUUUAUCUUCAGCAUCCUCUUUAAAUUGUUUUUAUCAAAGUUGGUCAUGGGAGUUAUCACUUGUGAAUGGCAGGUGGCCACCACAGUCCCCCCAGCCAAAAUGUUCAAGACGUUUCUCCUGGACUCUGAAAUCCUCCUCCCCAAGAUUUGUCCCCGCGCUAUUAAGAGUGUUGUCAUUCUUGAAGGAGAUGGAGGACCUGGCACCAUCAAGCAAAUUAACUUCAAUCAUGGUAGCGAAUUAAGUCAUGUGAAGGAAAGGAUUGAUGCCAUAGACAAGGAGAAUUUGACAUAUGACUACUCUGUGAUUGGAGGUGAUCCUGCCCUUCUGAAUAAGGCACUUGAUAAAAUCUCUUUUCAGAUUAAGGUUGAAAGCUCCCCUGAUGGAGGAUCCAUCUUCAAGCGCAGCAGCAAGAGUUACACUAUUGAUGGUGCUGAGGUGAAUGAAGAGGAAAUUAAGGCUGGACAAGAAAAGGCCAUGGAAGCCUUUGUGGGAAUAUUCAGGGCCUUUGAAGCCUACAUCUUGGCAAAUCCUGAUGUCUAAUAUUUUUGCAUGGCUAUGAUAGAGUGAAGGCUCAAACGCCAACACUCCAAUAAUAAGAGUUUAAAUUUUUAAUACAAUGUUUUUAUAUUUAAAUUGUGCUAAGAUUGAAAUUGUAAGAUUAUGGAAAAUAGAGAGCUAUUUACGAUUUGAUUUGCUCAAAGAA
Hevea brasiliensis (rubber tree) is the source of this 723-nucleotide messenger RNA. Its product is annotated as major allergen Pru ar 1. Bases 66 to 560 code for a protein of 164 amino acids. Gene Ontology annotation, molecular function: protein phosphatase inhibitor activity; abscisic acid binding; signaling receptor activity. Gene Ontology annotation, cellular component: nucleus; cytoplasm. The record is from RefSeq and is a predicted model, not a curated record. Lineage: Eukaryota; Viridiplantae; Streptophyta; Magnoliopsida; Malpighiales; Euphorbiaceae. The transcript has 2 exons. Gene Ontology annotation, biological process: abscisic acid-activated signaling pathway; defense response.